AGAGCCAAGGGGGAUAGCAGAGGGGCUGCUGGCCACUAAUAUUAGCCAUCCAGGGGCUGCUAGUGUAUGCUGGGCUUAACUCCAAGAACUGAAGAUGAGCUUCCUACUCUUUGGCGUCACUGCCUUACAUCUCAUCAUACUGGUGAUCCUCUUCGUUGCCACACUUGACAAUUCCUGGUGGGUAUUCUCUGAAGAGGAGACUGUGAACCUCUGGUACGACUGCCUUCUAGACAACAACACGGGAGUCUGGUUGUGUUCUUCUGUAUCUACUAAUGAAUGGUUCCAUGCGGUCCAGGCGCUCAUGGUACUGGCAGUCUUGUUCUCCAGCUUUUCCUUCAUGCUGUUCAUGUGCCAGCUCUACACCAUGGAACGCGGAGGACUAUUUUAUGCCACUGGUGUUUUCCAGAUCCUUGCAAGUCUUGCUGUAUUCUCUGGAGCUGUCAUCUAUGCAACCCAUGUAACAGAAUUCCACCCAGAAAGGGCAAAAUCAGGUUAUUUUGGCCACUGUUUUGUAUUAGCCUGGGUGGCCUUCCCCCUGAGCAUACUGAGCGGAAUCAUGUACAUCCACCUCCGGAAACGGGAAUAAGGCAGUCUGUAUUCAUUUUCUCCUUCCAAAAAUCAGGGACAAGCAAGAGGAUACCAGAAAGAUUUGAGAACCUCAGUGCCAGCCCUGGAAAUGGACACCAUGCUCUUAACCAACACUAUCAUUUUCAUCCACAUCACAAGUUCACGUAGCGGCCUUAACUCUGGCUAGAAUCUUGUUGGCUGAGCCACAGCUCAGUGAGUACAACAGAGAGAUUAAUUCGGAAAUGACUUUAGAAUGUGUCAUUCGAUAUAACAGUCUGUUUGCAUAGCAACCGUCCCACACAAUUUAUAAAAUACAGACGAGCCGCUAAAUCACUUCACUUUUACAUUAAGAACCAACAUGAGUCAUUGGGAUUCCCCUUGACAGUUUCCUUUCCAGAGCAAAGCUUUUUGUGCUGUCACUUCUGCCGUAGAUAUGUUGCUCUUGUAUUGAGGACAAUGACGGCAAUGGGUUUUCCAGCAGAGGCACUUACAUCUCUGAUGGAACUGUCCUAUCAGCAAUAAUCUUCAUUCACCACCGCUGAUAUCUCCAUUAUAUUCAUAUCUCUUACGAUGAACCUCCUACGUGGCUCUUUGGAUUAGAUUGGACGAACUUUUUACUUUUAUAGUCAAUGCUGAUUGUUCUCUGCUGUUUUCAUUGCCAAUUACCACUUCUGGACAAUGCUUCUCAAUGUCGUCGCUGGUCAGAAAGUCACCAGUGUGGCAUUGCCCGUCUUGUGGGUAUAUUCUGUUAUUGGAGAGAAUUCAAAUUGCCUUUAUCAGUCACCAAUGACUCCUAAGUAACCACAUCAAGAGUAUAUUGCAAUAAAGUUCUGCCAAUUCCAAUAAAGGACCAGUGAGAAUUGAAA
Molecule: messenger RNA, 1433 nt
Organism: Xenopus tropicalis (tropical clawed frog)
Lineage: Eukaryota; Metazoa; Chordata; Amphibia; Anura; Pipidae
Gene: emp3
Product: epithelial membrane protein 3
Cellular component (GO): membrane
Source: RefSeq, marked provisional